Molecule: messenger RNA, 1321 nt
Organism: Penaeus indicus
Lineage: Eukaryota; Metazoa; Arthropoda; Malacostraca; Decapoda; Penaeidae
Product: tumor protein p53-inducible protein 11-like
Exons: 7
Coding region: 567-1196 (209 amino acids)
Source: RefSeq, a predicted model, not a curated record
GAGCUCAGUGCGAGUGUGUGGCUGUGCGCGCCGUCGCUUCUCCUCAGGCCAGCCGACCUACCUACUUACCCACUUACUGACCUUACCCUUCCUCUCGCCCUUCUGCAGAUAGAGUGAUCUCUCAAGGACGAGAUUCUGGUUCGACGAACUGUAUUUGAACGAGUGGUGAUUAAAAAUUAGAAAAGCACUAAGAAACCCAUAUAUAUAUUUUUUAUAUAUGCUAAUAUAACAAGAUGCUUUCCCGGUGCUAACGCGUUACGAAUAAAGGAAAGCGCAGAACGAAGAAGCAUAACAGAAAAAUAAAAGAGAAAGAAAGAAACAAAACAAAACAAAAAAAACGGGUAAACCUCUCCCCCCCCUAACCUCCAUCAUCCUCGGAACACACCUCAACGAAGACCCGUUCAAGUGACAGUUCCUCCCGGAGUCGGUCCUUCCUCCCGCCUCGAGUUCGUCACCGCCCUCAGUCGGGUCCUCGCAGCGCUGCUCCUUGAAGCCGCCCCCGCCCGCACGCCCGCACGCCCGCACGCCCGCACGCCCACAGAAGCCUGUUCCGAGGCACGGCACUCAUGGACCAACAGGACGCUGGCACUGUCUGGAAGCACUCUUCAGGAGACUUACACUCGCGUCUCAAAACCCGAAAGAUCCUCGGCGUCGGAGAGACUGACAACGGAGAUAUUCAUAGGUCGAAGAUCUCGCAGGUGUUGGGUCACAAUGAGCACCUCUACGUCAAGCUUCCCAAGGGCUUCUGGAGCGCUCACGUGAUCAUGGGCGCGGGCGUAACCAUGGAAGCCGUUCUGCUCCUUCUCGCGCCCUCCAUCGCCUCGUCUUUGGGCGUCACGCCGCAUCUGGAUGAGGACGCCACGCCCGCCGCUCGGGUCGCUGGCGCCGCCCUGGCCGGUCUGUGUGUGUUCGUCUGGUCGCUCUUAGGAACCUCGGACAAGCACUACGCUCGGACGAUGCUGCUCUCCAUGAUAACCUACCACGUCCUUGCUGUCUGCGUGGCUGGUGCCGCCGCUUUCACCGAGGACGACGCGGAGGCCGUGGACGAGUACCGCGUGGCAAUGGUCGUGGGCGUCCGAGCAGCUAUGUGUCUCCUUUGCUUAGCCUACUUCUACUCCAUCGCUGGUUACACCCCUAUACGUGGACAGAAACCAUCUGGCUUCCCGCAGUCCAGCUGUAGCCGUAAAGAAAAUUGAGGAAAGAUGGCCCAGUGGGUGUAUGGAGAUGAGGGCCUUGGUUGGUGGGGUUGAAAAAGUAAUAGGUAUUUCAACCUACAUAGUGAAGGGAGGGUCCAAGUUGGUCUUGGAAAUUCAUAGAAAAA